ACUUUUAAUCUCUUUCUUUUUUUCUUCUCCUCUCGAUUUCAAAAUUUUCACAUCUCCGGAAAUUUUAUUUUUCUGGAGAAAUAUUGUUUCAUCCCUACAAUGGCGUCUGAGAAUCUGAAUGAUAAGAUCUCUGUUUUUAAGAAGCUCAAAGCCAAAUCCGAUAAUAAGAUUUGUUUUGAUUGCAAUGCGAAGAAUCCAACAUGGGCUUCCGUUACUUAUGGGAUCUUUCUCUGUAUCGAUUGUUCUGCUGUUCAUCGGAGUCUUGGCGUCCACAUUAGCUUCGUCAGGUCAACCAAUUUAGAUUCAUGGAGCCCUGAGCAAUUGAAAAUGAUGAUAUAUGGAGGAAACAACAGGGCACACGUCUUUUUCAAGCAGUACGGAUGGAGCGAUGGAGGUAAAACCGAGGCUAAGUAUACUUCAAGAGCUGCUGAUUUGUAUAAACAGAUUCUUGCUAAAGAAGUUGCUAAAAGCAAGGCCGAGGAAGUAUUGGAUUUGCCUCCAUCUCCUCCUGUUUCAUCAACGCAAGUGCCCAAUGGGCUCUCCAGCAUCAAAACCAGUGAAGCUCUUAAAGAGAGUAAUACGCUAAAGCAGCAAGAAAAGUCUGAAGUUGUUCCCGUCUCACCAAGAGUUUCUCGCAGCGUUAAGAAACCUCUUGGUGCUAAGAGGACAGGCAAAACUGGAGGACUUGGCGCCCGGAAGCUAACUACUAAGUCGAGCGAGACUCUUUAUGAUCAAAAGCCAGAGGAAUCUAUUGUUAUACAAGCGACUUCCCCAGCAUCAGCUAAAUCAGCCAGGUCAUCGUUUUCCUCUCGCUUUGAUUAUGCGGACAGUGUUCAAAACAGAGAAGAUUACAUGAGCCCUCAAGUGGUUGGUCAUGUAGCUCCACCAAAAUCAUCAGGCUUCUUUGAGGAAGAGUUGGAGAUGAACGGAGGCAGGUAUCAGAAGAAACCAAUCACAAGUUCCUCAAAAGUGCAAAUUCAAGAAACAGAUGAAGCACGGAAGAAAUUCACAAACGCGAAAUCAAUCUCCUCUGCUCAGUAUUUCGGAAGUGACAACAACUCGGCUGACCUUGAAGCCAAAAGUACAUUGAAGAAGUUCUCCGGUUCAUCAGCAAUCUCUAGUGCUGAUUUGUUUGGAGACAGUGAUGGAGAUUUCCCUCUUGAUCUCACCGCGGGUGAUCUUCUCAACCGCCUAUCUCUCCAGGCUCAACAAGACAUGUCAUCAUUGAAGAACAUGGCAGAGGAGACAAAGAAGAAGCUUGGCUCUGUUGCUUCCAGCUUAUGGGUUUGAAAUGUUCAUAUAUAAUUCUCUAAAGUCCAUUCAACUUUUUUUAUUUUAUAUUUUCUUAUACUCUAAUUUCCAUUUACAAAAUCAGUUAUCCUAUUCUUUUACCAGGGAAACUCUGUUUUUGAGUUAUCAAUAUUUUGUAUAAUUGAGAUUAUUUUUUGUUACUUUGUAAAAAUUGUCAAAUAAAAAAUAUGUUGUGUG
This is a messenger RNA of Arabidopsis arenosa, 1488 nucleotides long. The record is from the annotation of a GenBank genome assembly. Lineage: Eukaryota; Viridiplantae; Streptophyta; Magnoliopsida; Brassicales; Brassicaceae.